CGGAGACCUCAGCUCCCAGCGUGCUCUUAGGCGCGGACCGGCCCCCGCGUUAACCCCUCAGUGGCCGCAGGCUGGCGGGAGCGGCGCGGGGCGCAGGUGUCCGGGGGGCGUGGGGAAAAGCGGAGCUGAGGAGGGGAUGAGAUUGGAGGCCCUUGGGAAGGAAGGGACCUGGGGUUAGCCGAGGACGGGCAGCGAGGAGGAGGGUGAAGGGGAGGCGAACACUGCGGAAAUUAGGAAUCUGGACAUUCACCUUUUCCCGAAAAACGAAACUUUUCUUUUCGGGUGCCAGCCCCCGACGGCGCUGAGGAGGUAAGGGAGUCUGCCCUAGCUAAACGGCCGCCUCUGUCCCACACACAACUUCGCCUUGAUCUCGGCACGUCCAGAAAGAGGAGAGUGGCCAUCUCCACUCCCUCGGCCCGGCAGGAGGGGCGAGGGUGGGCGGGUGGAGUUUGCGUCCCUCCGCCCCGGGAGCUGACCUGGGCGUUUUCCUGUGACCCUCCUGGACCAUGGCCUGGAGCUCGGGAGCCCUUCUUGUCACCCCUGUCCUCCCUCUGAGUCGUGGGGACCUGGUUCCAGCGCAGAUGUGCCUGGAGAUUCCUGCCUUCCCUCCUCCUUGUCCUCGCUCUGGGCCCAGCCACCCCUCCCACAGAAUGCCUGAGGGCCCCGAGCUGCAUCUGGCCAGCCGCUUCGUGAACGACGCGUGCAGGGGGUUGGUGUUCGGCGGGUGUGUGGAGAAGUCACCCGUCAGCCGCAACCCCGAGGUGCCCUUUGAGAGCAGCGCCUACUGCAUCUCAUCCUCAGCCCGUGGCAAAGAGCUGCGCCUGACCCUGAGCCCCCUGCCUGGGGCCCAGCCCCCACGGGAGCCACUGGCCCUGGUCUUCCGAUUUGGCAUGUCCGGCUCCUUCCAGCUGGCGCCCAGCGAGGCACUGCCCGCCCACGCCCACCUGCGCUUCUACACAGCCCCACCUGGCCCCCGACUCGCCCUCUGCUUCGUGGACAUCCGCCGCUUCGGCCACUGGGACAUCGGGGGCGAGUGGCAGCCAGGCCGCGGGCCUUGCGUCUUGCUGGAGUAUGAGCAGUUCAGGGAGAAUGUGUUACGAAACCUAGCGGACAAGGUCUUUGACAAGCCCAUCUGUGAGGCCCUCUUGGACCAGAGGUUCUUCAACGGCAUUGGCAACUAUCUUCGGGCAGAGAUCCUGUACCGAUUGAAGAUACCCCCCUUCGAGAAAGCCCGUGAGGUUCUGGAGGCGCUGCAGCAGCACAGGCCGAGCCCGGAGCUAACCCUGAGCCAGAAGAUCAGGGCGAAGCUGCAGAACCCAGACCUGCUGGAACUGUGUCACUCAGUGCCCAAGGAAGUGGUCCAGCUGGGGGGCAAAGGUUACGGGCCGGAGAGCGGAGAGGAGGACUUCGCUGCCUUUCGGGCAUGGCUACAGUGCUAUGGCAUGCCGGGCAUGAGCUCCCUGCAGGACGGGCGUGGCCGCACCAUCUGGUUCCAGGGGGAUCCCGGACCCCUGGCACCCAAAGGGGGCAAGUCCCGCAAGAAGAAAUCCAAGGGAGCACAGCAGGGUCCUGAGCACGGAUCAGAGGACCCUCUCCUUCCAAGCACGGCCCCUUCCAGAACACGUGGGGCACAGAGAGGCCUUUCUGAGCAAACUACAGCCUGGCAACCCGAGGGGACCAGCCUCUCACAGGACCCAGAAGUCCCCCUAGUCCCUAAGAAAGGAAGAAGGAGGGGGAGACCAACAACCUCAGGCCCCCGCAGACCCCAAAAGAUCAAAGCUGAGAAUGGGGGGACCUGAGCCUCUUAGCAGGAGGGUCUCCCUGCUUGCAUCCACCCCUUCCCUUUGCCUUGCCCUGGAUCGAGGGGCCUGUGUAGCUUGCUGGAAGCAGGCUGGAGCUGAAGGUGCCUGGAUGCCCCUGUGGCUGUUCCCUGCACAGCUAUGAUGUUUUACUGUACCCCACCUUCCCCAUUUUUUAAGCCCAUGUGAAAGAUACUGUAAUUUUUUUUAUAAACUAAUAAACUUGAGCUUCUUGG
This is a messenger RNA of Lynx canadensis (Canada lynx), 2035 nucleotides long. RefSeq names its product nei like DNA glycosylase 1 (gene NEIL1). The transcript is spliced from 10 exons. Gene Ontology annotation, cellular component: nucleus. Gene Ontology annotation, molecular function: damaged DNA binding; zinc ion binding; DNA-(apurinic or apyrimidinic site) endonuclease activity. The record is from RefSeq and is a predicted model, not a curated record. NCBI's taxonomy places the organism in Eukaryota, Metazoa, Chordata, Mammalia, Carnivora, Felidae. Bases 507 to 1799 code for a protein of 430 amino acids. Gene Ontology annotation, biological process: base-excision repair.